AGUUUGAGAAACUGAUCAUCCAUAGCAGACCAUUGGACAAAACAAUUUCUUCAAAGAUUUGAUGUGUUUGCGAAAGCCGUUAAAGUAUAGCAUGGAUCCAACCAGGUUGUCUGCGAGUAAACAACAACAAACCCAACAGUACAUCCCUGGCUCUUACUUUGCUAUAAAGCGCUGAGUUCCCAGUUGUGAAACAAUAACGCGAGAGAAGUACUUGUGAGAGUCAGUUAGAAUUUGUUUUGUUUUUUGCUUUGUUUUUUUUGUCAUGUCUGUAAAUAGAGAGAGAGGAGAAUAAAAAAAAAACAUUGUUGUUCAGUUUUUGUGCAGUAUAAGUAAUUGUUAAGACAUGUUCCUGAAUGUAAACUAAAAAAUGUAGUUUGAUAUUUGUAAGAAUAAAUGUAUUUUGUGCUGUGAAAUCUGUGAAGUUUAUUCAACCACCAAGUGGAAGCAAUCAGGGAACCCCAGAGGAAUAGUUGGAAUUGCUGUACAAUUGCCACCAUCAGUGUUGUACCACCCACCACCCGCUGGAAUACGGGUUUAUAAGGAGGAUAUUGGUUUGAAUACAACAUUUUGGUCCUUCGAACCGGAUCCAACGAAUCAGAACCAAGGAUUUGACCAUUAUAACGUCACCAACAAGUACUCGGACUGGCAAUUGAGGACAACCUAUUUAUCGCAAAAAGAAUAAUUGAUCGGCAGCCAUCACUACACAGCACAAAUCACAAAAAGGAACAAUUGCAAUCGUUUGGACACCCACCGGCAGUUAUUUUUGUUCAGAACGGGAUCGUUAACGAGGAUUGAAAAUCAACAAUCGCAAUUGUUGGAUUGAGCGCUACAUGAACAUCCACUUAUACAUAUCUGGAACGCCACGUGAACCAACAUUUUGAUUGAUCCACCACCCACUAAGUUCACCAUAAGGAGGCCAGCCACCCUGCAUCGCUGUUUUAUUGAGUGCUGCAUACGAAGAGGAAGUUCAUCUGAAAUUUUGCCUGGGUGAGUGCAUUAGAAUAGUAUAUGCGCCGAAGCUAGGCAAGAUUAAUACACGUUUUAAAAUAAAUUUGUAUCUUCUUCGAUUCAUUCAUACAACCCACUUCCCUGCACAUCAAUGAGUGUAUUGGUCUACAAGUAAACAUAUACUGGUUCAUUGGUUAAUUGUUGCAAUUGGGCAAUUUCUACUGGUUCAUUGAUUGGCGCGACGAUUAGUUCUCCGGGUGAGUUGGAACUGUAUAUGUCCACCGAAGUUAUUUUACGGAAUAUUACAUAAAAUACCCCACCUCUUCGCUAAAACACCUGCCCCAUCGGAGUACAAAGUAAAAAUUGCUUGGCGAUUACAAUCUCAUCGCUAGACUGUUCGCACAUCACAUUGGGUGCAUCGGUUUACGUUGUAAGGUAAACUACACUAGUAUAUGCCUAGCGGAGCUAGGACUUCGAUAGAUAUCUACCAACACGUUCAAUCCUUUUCAACAACGGUGCCGAUAACGUUCCAUCAACAUGCCGCCAGUAAUAUCCGCUGCUAAGAAGGCUCCUUCGCUGAAGCUGCUCAUAGCGAGGUUGAACGAUGUCCAGGCUUCUUUCAACGACAUCUGGCGUUUCGUGGAAUACUACGAAGAAAAUGCAACUGUUACAGAUGUUGACAUUCGGUUAGAGAAGGUAGAUGAGCUAUGGGAGAAGUUUUGUGAUACAUUGGUAGAGAUUAGGGCACAUGAAGAUUAUCUCGCGGAUGAGGAAUCGUACGAUAAGGACCGACAGGAAUUUAGUGAUAGGUAUUAUCGAGCCAAAUCAUUCCUCGUAGAUAAAUCUAAGAAGCUGCAGGGUCCAAUGGGGCUGGAACAGUCUGUUCGAAUGAACGAUUCAGUGGUUUAUGGUAUUGAUCGCGUGCGUCUCCCUCAAAUAAGUUUACCUUCAUUCAAUGGGGACAUAGAUGAGUGGCUGAGUUUCCGAGAUCUAUUCACUUCACUCAUCCACCAUAAAACGGAGUUACCAGAGGUGGACAAGUUCCACUACCUCAAGGGUUGUCUUCAGGGGGAACCGAAAAGCCUGAUAGAUCCGCUGAAAAUUACAAGGGCCAAUUAUCAAAUUGCCUGGGAUAUGUUGUUGAAGCGUUUUGAUAACAGUAAACAGUUGAGGAAACGUCAAGUACAAUCGCUAUUUAAGCUUCCAACAUUAACCAAGGAAUCAGUCAGCGAACUUCACAUCUUGUUAGAGGGAUUCGAGAGGGUCGUGAAAAAUUUAGAUCAAGUCAUAGAACCGGAGGACUAUAAGGAUCUACUGCUUGUCCACAUACUUACAGCACGACUUGACCCGGUAACACGCAGAGGCUGGGAGGAAUUCUCUACGUCCAAGGAGCAAGAUACAUUGUCCGACUUAACGGACUUCAUUCGGCGACGUGUUCAAAUGCUUGAAUCUCUUCCCAGCAAAUCCGUUGAUGUUAAAGGACCAAACCCACUCCAACAGUUUUCGAAACCGAGAACAGCGUUUACGAAAACCAAUUAUAGCAGCAUGCAGAGUGUCGAAGGGCGUUGUGUGGCCUGUAAGGGCGAGCAUCUAUUGUACCAAUGUCAAUUGUUUCAUCGGCUAGAGGUAGCGGAAAGAGACUCACUUUUAAGGACCCAUUCGCUUUGCCGCAAUUGUUUUCGGGUAGGACAUCAGGCGAAGGAUUGUAAAUCCAAGUUUUCCUGUCGAAAAUGCCAGGGUCGACACCAUACAUUGGUAUGCUUCAAGACAGAAAGGGAAGGCUUCAUGAAGGGUACGGUGGUUGCAAAGGGCAAGGAAUCUGGAUCAAAGGCAUCAACUUCAACCCAAACAGCAAAUGUGUCAACCAAAACCGUUUGCACAACGCAGCAGUUCUCUUCUCAGGUGUUACUGGCUACUGCUGUUGUCUUGAUGGUGGAUGAUAGUGGUCAGGUGUUCCCCGCUCGUGCUUUAUUGGAUUCAGGUUCCGAGAGUAAUUUUAUAUCAGAACGGCUGAGUCAGCGGAUGUGUGUCAGCCGAGAAAGAGUGGAUAUAUCGGUUCUAGGAAUAGGUGAAGCAGCUACAGAAGUCAAAUACCGAAUUCGGGCGAUGGUACGGUCGCGAGUGUCCGAAUACUCGAGGGACAUGGAUUUUUUAAUUCUGUCGAAGGUCACAGUGAAUCUUCCGACUUUAACGGUUAAUACGGAAGGGUGGUCGAUUCCAAACGGUGUUGAGCUGGCUGAUCCUGCAUUCUUCCAAUCGAAAGGAGUGGACGUUGUCUUGGGCAUCGAAGCAUUCUUCGAGUUUUUCGGAACUGGUAGAAAAAUUACGUUAGGUGAGAGACUACCAGCGUUGAAUGAAUCAGUCUUCGGCUGGGUAGUGUGUGGAGGUUUGUUAGUACCGAGUCAAUCAAUUCAAGUCAACUGCAACAUAUCUGCAUCAGGAAACUUGGAGUCAUUGGUCGCAAGAUUCUGGGAAUAUGAAGAGAUUGGAGUAUCAAACUAUUAUUCGCCGGAAGAAACUCGCUGUGCAGAACAUUUUGAACGAACGGUACAGCGUGGAAUAGAUGGCCGAUUCACGGUGACAUUGCCCAAGGAUGAGGGUGUCCUUCGUAGAUUAGGAAAAUCGAAAGAAAUCGCACUAAGACGUUUGCAGGGAACCGAACGAAGACUGUUGCGUGAUACUCUACUACGUGAUCAGUAUUUGGCGUUCAUGCAGGAGUACCUUCAGCUCGGUCACAUGAGAAGGGUUGAUAAGGUUUCUGAUGAGGUUCAACGAUGUUAUCUACCUCAUCACCCGGUAGUCAAGGAGACUAGCACUACCACAAAACUACGUGUUGUCUUUGAUGCAUCUUGUAAAACUUCGACAGGAGUAUCAUUAAAUGACGGAUUGCUGGUGGGGCCAGUGAUUCAGGAAGAUCUACGAUCAAUAAUUCUUCGGUGUCGCACGAAGCAGAUCAUGCUCGUUGCCGAUGUAGAGAAGAUGUUCAGGCAAAUAAACAUCUGUCAAAGGGAUAAACCACUGCAAUCGAUUCUCUGGCGAUCUUCUCCCGACGACGAGCCAGAGACCUACGAGCUGGGCACGGUCACGUACGGCACUAAACCUGCACCAUUUCUUGCUACUCGUACACUUAAGCAGCUUGCCAUGGAAGAAGUCAGUCGUUUUCCUCUGGCAGCCAAGGCAGUUUGUGAGGAUACCUACAUGGACGAUAUCAUUACCGGAGCGGAUGCAGCGGAUUUGGCCAUCGAGUUGAGGAUGCAGCUCGAUAAAAUGAUGAGUGCUGGUGGGUUUCACCUCCGGAAGUGGGCGUCGAGUUCUCAAUUAGUUUUAGAAGGAAUCAAAGAGGAAAAUUUAGCGAUUCGAGACUUGGAGGGUAUUAAUUUGGACCCAGAUCCGUCAGUGAAGACACUGGGCCUGACUUGGCUGCCGAAAACAGACACUUUAAAGUUUCAAUUCAAUAUUCCGUUACCGAUUACAACCACAGCACUAUCUAAGCGACAAAUCCUUUCGGUAAUAGCUACGCUGUUCGACCCUUUGGGACUCCUGGGAGUUACUAUUACAAGAGCCAAGAUAUUUAUGCAAAUGUUGUGGACGUUGAAAGAUGAAAAGGAUGAAAGGAUGAAUUGGGAUACCCCGGUACCUUCGACGGUGGGUGAGAUCUGGCGCAGUUAUCACCGACAGCUUUCACUACUAAAUGAAAUCCGGAUUGAACGCUGUGUUAUAAUACCAGAUCCAAUUCUGGUCGAGAUACAUUGCUUCUCUGAUGCGUCUGAGAAAGCAUAUGGAGCAUGUGUAUACAUCAAGAGCAUGGAUUCGAGUGGAAGUAUAAGAGUUAGGUUGCUAUCGUCCAAAUCAAGGGUUGCUCCAUUAAAAUCGCAGUCUAUUCCGAGAUUAGAGCUUUGUGGGGCACUUCUUGCGGUAUUGUUAUUCGAGAAGAUUCAUGAUUCUACGAGGAUAUCAGCUCAAACAUAUUUUUGGACGGAUUCGACGUGUGUUCUACAUUGGAUUGCAUCUUCACCAUCUAAUUGGAAUGUUUUCGUCGCCAAUAGAGUCGCGAAAAUUCAAACAUUGUCCGAAGGUUGUCAUUGGAGACACGUAGCAGGAGUUGACAAUCCAGCAGAUUUGAUUUCUAGGGGGAUAUCCCCAGAAGACGUCAUCGGCAAUACAAUUUGGUGGCAAGGUCCAGCAUGGUUAGAGAAGGGUCCCGAUUAUUGGCCGACAUUCCCGGAAAAUUUAGUAGCUGACGAAGGUGAUGAGGAAAGGCGCCGAGUCAUAUCAACCAACGUGGCUUCAGAAAAGGUGGACUCAAAUGAUUGGUAUUUCGCGAAGUUUGGAGCUUUCGUCGAUUUGAUACGACGUACAGCUUAUUGGCUACGAUUGAUAAAAUUGCUUCGCGAACCCAAAAACACUCGUAAGGACACUACAUUCCUAUCCACAAGCGAGCUGAAAGAGGCAGAAAGAUUGCUGAUUUCGAAGGUUCAACAAGAAUGUUUUUAUCCGGAAUGGAGAACCCUCUCUAAAGGUGAAACGAUUCCACGCAAAUCUCCGCUGCGCUGGUAUAACCCAUAUAUAUCUACGGAUGGAUUGAUAAGAGUUGGAGGACGAUUAAAGCAUUCUAAAGAAUCCGAAGAUAAGAAGCAUCCAAUUGUUUUGCCCGCUAGGCACCAUUUUACGAGAUUGAUUAUAAGACACUAUCAUGAGAAGUUGCUUCACGCAGGACCUCAACUGCUACUAGGAGCAAUAAGACUCCGAUAUUGGCCAUUAGGUGGAAGGAAUCUCGCUCGCUACACUGUGCAUCACUGCCAAAAGUGUUAUCGAUCAAAACCGUCUGCAAUCCAGCAGUUCAUGGGAGAGCUGCCAUCGGCACGGGUCACCGUAUCUCGUCCGUUCUCACGAACGGGCGUUGACUACUUCGGACCACUUUAUCUAGGAUUAGCCCCGCGACGACCAGCAGUGAAGGCCUAUGUAGCGAUCUUCGUUUGUAUGUGUACCAAGGCAGUACACUUAGAGCUGGUGAGUGAUUUAUCUACCGACCGGUUUCUGCAAGCGCUGCGGAGAUUUAUCUCAAGGAGAGGGAUGUGUACGGAUAUUUACUCCGACAAUGGCACCAACUUCAUCGGAGCUCGCAAUAAACUUCGGGAAGUAUUGAAAUUGCUGAGAGAUAGCAGCCACCGAAAUCAAGUGUACAAGGAGUGUUCCAAUCAAGGGAUUCAAUGGCACUUUAAUCCACCUAGCGCGCCACACUUCGGAGGCUUGUGGGAGGCAGCCGUACGAUCAGCAAAAAACCAUUUAUUGAAGGUUCUUGGUGAGAGUGUGGCGACUCCCGAGGAUAUGAGCACAUUGCUCGUUCAAGUGGAAGGAUGCCUUAAUUCAAGACCGUUAACACAAAUGUCUGAGGACCCGAAUGACUUGGAACCGUUGACACCGGCCCAUUUCCUCAUAGGAACUUCUUUACAGGCGAUUCCGGAAGAAAAUGUGGAAACAAUGCCCACUAAUCGUUUGAAUUAUUGGCAGUUAAUCCAGAAACGGCUACAAGACUUCUGGAAGAGAUGGCGUAGAGAUUAUUUGGCCCAGCUGCAAGGAAGGAUGAAGCGAUGGAAACCACCUGUUGACAUCGUAGUUGGUAGGUUGGUAAUCAUUCAAGACGACAAUCAGCCCCCUAUGCGGUGGAAAAUGGGAAGAAUUAUGGAGGUACAUCCUGGGGAUGAUGGAAUUGUGCGGGUGGUGACACUUAAAACAUCUGCAGGAAGAUUGAAACGACCGGUGGAAAAAUUAUGCGUUUUGCCAAUCGAAGAACCCAGCAAUUAAGCCUUUGGACGUAAAUUUGUUGCUCCCAGAUUCCUUUCCCGUCGAAGAGGGUUUUUGUGUCAUUUCAGAAAUAUGGUAUUUCAGGGUGGGUGAGGAUGUCUGCGAGUAAACAACAACAAACCCAACAGUACAUCCCUGGCUCUUACUUUGCUAUAAAGCGCUGAGUUCCCAGUUGUGAAACAAUAACGCGAGAGAAGUACUUGUGAGAGUCAGUUAGAAUUUGUUUUGUUUUUUGCUUUGUUUUUUUUGUCAUGUCUGUAAAUAGAGAGAGAGGAGAAUAAAAAAAAACAUUGUUGUUCAGUUUUUGUGCAGUAUAAGUAAUUGUUAAGACAUGUUCCUGAAUGUAAAAUAAAAAAUGUAGUUUGAUAUUUGUAAGAAUAAAUGUAUUUUGUGCUGUGAAAUCUGUGAAGUUUAUUCAACCACCAAGUGGAAGCAAUCAGGGAACCCCAGAGGAAUAGUUGGAAUUGCUGUACAAUUGCCACCAUCAGUGUUGUACCACCCACCACCCGCUGGAAUACGGGUUUAUAAGGAGGAUAUUGGUUGGAAUACAACACAGGUUAAAAAGCUAGAGGGACGAGAUGUAGCUUCAUGAGGAUGCAUCGUAUGCCUUUCCGAAAUUUACAACAAAUCAGCCGAGCCAGCAAGUAAUCAACAACACAUC
Molecule: messenger RNA, 7414 nt
Organism: Toxorhynchites rutilus septentrionalis
Lineage: Eukaryota; Metazoa; Arthropoda; Insecta; Diptera; Culicidae
Exons: 2
Coding region: 1486-6753 (1755 amino acids)
Biological process (GO): DNA integration
Molecular function (GO): zinc ion binding; nucleic acid binding
Source: RefSeq, a predicted model, not a curated record